Cryptotermes secundus is the source of this 2434-nucleotide messenger RNA. RefSeq names its product sequestosome-1 (gene ref(2)P). The coding region runs from base 198 to 1682 and encodes 494 amino acids. The transcript is spliced from 8 exons. Lineage: Eukaryota; Metazoa; Arthropoda; Insecta; Blattodea; Kalotermitidae. Gene Ontology annotation, cellular component: amphisome; aggresome. The record is from RefSeq and is a predicted model, not a curated record. Gene Ontology annotation, molecular function: protein kinase C binding; K63-linked polyubiquitin modification-dependent protein binding; zinc ion binding. Gene Ontology annotation, biological process: aggrephagy; mitophagy; endosome organization.
UGUACAUUUAUCUCAUACGUAACAUGAAACUGCAUAUUUAGGUUGUGUGUAUAUAAACCUGACGAGCUCUUUGUAAACGUAUACAGUUACGUUGUAGCAGUGGCGAGGCUGUUGAUUGAAGGACAUUAUUGUCCUCCAAGUUUGUGUUGCUGAAAGAAAUUUGCUCUUCCACAUUCAGUGUCAGUGGCUGCAUAAACAUGGCUCAGGAUAAUACAGUAUCUUUCAAAGUGUUCCUCCAUAAUGAUGGUGUUAAUGAAGUACGCCGGUUUGGUGUUGACCGUGAUGUGGUGUCAAAUUUUAGCUACCUUAGGGAAAAACUGCAGGCUGUUUUUCCAUCAUUGCGUGGAUGUGACUUCACUGUAGCAUGGAGAGAUUCUGAUGGUGAUGAAAUUGUCAUCUCUAGUGAUGAUGAAUUGAUAAUUGCUCUGACUGAACUGCAGACUGAAGUGCGUAAACUGUAUGUAACUGUACAAGCUGGGUCUGCAAUGCAAUAUGAACAACUUGGUGAAGGUGGGCACCAACAUGCUGGUGUGAUAUGCGAUGGAUGUGAGAAGAAGGUGGAAGGUUUUCGCUACAAAUGCAUUCAGUGCCCUGACUAUGAUCUGUGUGCAGCCUGUGAGAACAAGAGUCUUCAUGCUGAACACUACAUGAUACGCAUACCAGUUCCCACGUUCUGGCGGCCUCACUUUGGCAAACGAUUGGCUCAUCAUUUGGCAAAAGCAGUCCACAAAAGUGGUCGAUGCAGUGGAUGGGAAUCUGAGGCAGGCCAUGGCCCAGGAAGACAUCAUGGCGGGAGGCAUCAUGGUGGGAGACAUGGUGGAGGAGCAGGGUGGUUAGAAACGCUUGCUGCAUACCUGAAUGAGUGGACAAAUCUCCCAGGUGAAGAAGAACCCCAGGAUAAAAAAGACUCUGCUGACCCUUCAAGUAGCAAGAAGCAGAAACCACAAGAACAGCAGGAAGAUGUCCGUGUCCAGUAUCUGAGAAACAUUGGACAGACUGUGGCCAGUGUAUUGGAUCCAUUGGGGAUUGAUGUGGAUAUAGAAGUGCGAACUAGAAACAGGAGUGAGAAAAGAGGAGAUCCAGAGAAGGAACAUGAUAACAAAGGUGGGAAGAAUGUUCCUGAAGAACAGACCGAUGCUAUGGAAGUUGAUAAUAAGCAUGAGAAGGAAGCCAAUGCAAGUGCAGGCAGAUCUGAGCGUGAGAGUCCAGAGACAGAGGGCUGGACUGUUGUGAAUGAAGAUACUCAGAAACAGAGUAACAUCACUCCAAAUCCAUCUGCUGGAGCUUCUGGGGUGCCUGCUGCAGAAACCGGGGCUGUACCAAAGCAGCCAAUCACAACAUACGCUUCUACAGCUCAUCAUAACAGUGUUUCUUCAUCAAGCAGCAACAUGUAUCCCAAUAUCUUUCCUCUGCCAGGCCAUGUUCCUCUUCAACCUGCACAGGCUCCUUUACCUCUCCACCCACCACACAUGCCUGUUCAUUCCAACCCAGUCUUUAACCCAGCUCCAGUACAGGCAUUCAUGCAACAUCCUCCUAUAAGACCACACAUUGCUGAAGCAGUAGACAAGAUGAUGUCCAUGGGAUUUAGCAAUGAGGGUGGUUGGUUGACCCAACUGCUUGAAAGCAAGAAUGGCAAUAUUGAAAAAGCCUUGGAUGUGUUGCAGCCUGUUAAGAAGCCAUAGGAGACCAGUAGCUUCCAUAUAUAUAUGUACUUAUGAGUACAUUAAUCAUUAUUGUUUCUAUUAUUAUAGUUUAAUAAUUAGAUGUGAAAGGUUAUGGAUAUCUUAAAAAUGUUUAAAAUGUUACGUGCAUCUCAUACAGCAUUAUAAAUAUAUAUAUGAUAUAUUAAGCAUCUUUGGUGUGAGCAUUGCAGUAAUUGUUUCCCAAACAUUGCAUAGAGCUACUCCCCCAAACUUGAAGACAUGGUGCUUAAUGACGUACCUCUUUACAUAAGGAUAUUUAUAUAAAUCUCUUCUAGAAAAGGCAAAUCUAGAAUCUUAAUAUGCCUACAUAUAGAAUAUUUUAGUUUGACUUGGGAACUGUUAGGGUUGAAUACCAGUGAUCCUGUUAGUUCUUUUAAACCAUUACAAGGUGUAACACAAUAUGCUUGUAAGAUUACUCAGUGACCAUUAAAUAUAAAUGUGUAGCUACCAUCAUAAUGUGAUACUACAUAAAUUUAUUGCAGAUCCCUUUAACUCAUUAUUAAGGACUAUGAAAAAUGAACAGAUGGUUACAUUUUAAAGGGUUAAGUUUGUUUUUACUGUGUUAUGGAAUUUAAAUCUUCUGUAUUCAUAGUCAGUAUAAUUUAUUAAUGACUAUGAAAAAUGAACAUUUGAUUAAAUUUUAAAAACUUUGUUUUUUUUUCAUGUAUUAUGGAAUUUAAAUCUUCUGUAUUUAUAGUAAAUGUAAUAAAAAUAACUUCUGGUCUGAUUUA